Molecule: messenger RNA, 1158 nt
Organism: Mollisia scopiformis
Lineage: Eukaryota; Fungi; Ascomycota; Leotiomycetes; Helotiales; Mollisiaceae
Product: alanine--glyoxylate aminotransferase-like protein
Exons: 4
Coding region: 1-1158 (385 amino acids)
Cellular component (GO): peroxisome
Molecular function (GO): L-alanine:glyoxylate transaminase activity; L-serine:pyruvate transaminase activity
Source: RefSeq, a predicted model, not a curated record
AUGUUCAGUCAACCAAACCACCCCGCUUUGCUCAUCCCAGGGCCAAUUGAGUUCGAUGAUGCUGUUCUUCAGUCCAUGAGUCACUACAGUGAGAGCCAUGUCGGUGCUCCAUUUGUAGCAACGUUCGGCGAGACUCUGGCUAUGCUUCGAAAGUUAUUCCAAACAACCGAUCCAUCAUCACAACCUUUUGUCAUCUCUGGUUCCGGUACUCUUGGUUGGGAUCUCGUUGCAGCCAAUUUGGCAGAGUCUGGUGAUGAUGUUCUGGUACUUCAUACUGGCUACUUCGCAGACUCGUUCGCAGAUUGCUUUGAGACUUACGGUGCCAAGCCGACUCAACUGAAAGCUCCAAUCGGCUCAAGACCUCAACUACCUGAGAUUGAGAAGGCAUUGAAGGAAAAGAAGUACAAGCUGUUGACGGUCACCCACGUCGAUACUUCCACUGGAGUUCUGAGCGAGCUCAAGGCAUUGUCAGAAUUGGUACACCGGGUUUCUCCUGAAACUCUAAUCAUUGUCGAUGGCGUGUGCAGUGUUGGUUGUGAGGAGAUUGAUUUUGACAAAUGGCAACUUGAUGGUGUCAUCACGGCAAGCCAAAAAGCAAUUGGGUGUCCCGCGGGUCUAUCCAUUUCCAUGUUCAGCGGCCGAGCAGUCAAGUCGUUCCAGAGCAGAAAGACGCCUCCAGGGUCAUACUUUGCGUCUUUCAAAAACUGGAUGCCAAUCAUGCAAAACUACGAGGCUAAGAAAGCCUCUUAUUUCGCCACUCCUUCACCACAGCUGAUCCAUGCCCUACACACUUCGUUGACGCAAAUCUUGUCUAAGCCGUUGUCUGAGCGCUUCGCGGCUCACCACGCAACAUCUCAGAAGAUCAAGAAGGCGGUAGCUGAUCUCGGAUUGAAGCAGUUGGCCUCGGAUCCCGCAGACCAGGCGAAUGGAAUGACUGCAAUCUAUCUUCCAGAAAAUGUCAAGGCGCCUGAGUUACUGCCCAAUCUUCUGAAGAAGGGUGUAAUAUUCGCUGGCGGGCUUCACAAGGAGAUUGCUACUAAGUAUAUUAGAUUUGGGCAUAUGGGUGUCAGCGUUACUGACACCAAGCGUGAUGACAUUGACCGUGCAAUCCAAGCAUUGCAGACCGGACUGUCCGAUGCGGGUUACCAAAAGGCAUAG